Messenger RNA from Myotis lucifugus (little brown bat), 1750 nucleotides. RefSeq names its product eva-1 homolog A, regulator of programmed cell death (gene EVA1A). Lineage: Eukaryota; Metazoa; Chordata; Mammalia; Chiroptera; Vespertilionidae. The record is from RefSeq and is a predicted model, not a curated record.
AUGCAAACCCUGCCAGAGGUCAUCAACCCCAGCGCAGCAGCAGCCGCUGGAUUUCGACACUGGGAAGCUAUUUGGGACUUGAAUGAGGGCUGUUUCCCUGGAGUGUUGGCAACAGAAACCAGACUACAGGUGUUCCCAGCAUCCCCUCAUAUUCCUCAGUACAGGAAAGACAUCGCUCUCCGAAAAGGAACAGAAGACAACCUUUUCCUCCCACUGACUCGGGCUCCUCCGGCGUCUGCGGGACUCGGCGCGAUCGCCGGCGAGCGCCGAGGCCGGGACCCCGCUCCCCGCGCGGUCCCCGGCGGCUCCUCCAUUGGGGUUUCUCUCCCAGGCGCCAGCGCCGGCCCCAGCCCCAGGCACCGGUUAGUCCCGCUCUUCCCUGGGGGACCCGCCGCAGGUCCCCCGGCUCGGCCCCGCGCCCCCCGCGCGCAGCCCCCGGAAGUGCGUGCGGGCGGCCCUGGCGAAGAGCCCGAGAAGCCAACGGGGGCCAACCAAGUUUCGGGACCUGUACUGCUGGGUACUAAUGUCACCAGAGAUGAACUGUUCUUACCAGAGAUUCCUCUGUUCCUGACAGCACACCUCCCCCAGAAGAGAAGAGAGGGAGGGGCCACACUGAUCCCGCUGAAGCAUCUCCGGGAGGCGCCUCUGGAUGCCACGUGGAGGCUGCCCUUCCGCCGCAGCACCAGCACGGAGCCUCUGACUGCCCAGCGCAGGGACAUGGCUCUACUCAGCAGCAUCCUGGCCACCUAUUCCUUUGUCUCAGACUCAAAGGAGCGGGAAGAGCGUCAGAACACAGUAUCAGCUCCUGCAGCCGUUAGGCCAGAUCAGAGAAGGGGUCAGGGCUUCUGUCUAGCUCCCCUGAAUCCUAGGGCUGUGGGACUGCAGGUCUGUCGCGCUGCAGAAAACCCCAAGCGAGCAGCGCUGUACUUCGUCUCGGGCGUGUGCUUGGGGCUGGUCCUCACCCCUGCUGCGCUGGUGAUGAGGCUGUCCUGCCGCGUGGACUGUCGGCGGCGGUCCCGUCCCGGAAGAAGUCUGCCGGACCAGGAGAGCAGCAGUGACAGCAGCGACAGCAGCGACAGCGAGGAUGGCAGCUCUGACAUCUCGGUCCGCAGACACCGCCGCUUCGAGAGGACUUUGAACAAGAACGUCUUCACGUCGGCGGAGGAGCUGGAGGCCGCGCAGCGGCUGGAGGAGCGGGAGCGCAUCAUCAGGGAGAUCUGGAUGAAUGGGCAGCCCGAGGUGCCCGGGACCCGGAGCCUGAACCGCUACUACUAGGGCAGGCGCAGGCCCCCGCACCGCUGGGAGCAGGACCCCGCACCCCCGGGAGACGGGGAGCGGGGCUGCAGGGGGGGUGGGCGCAGAGCCGAACGCAGUUCUGCUAAGGUUACCGCGGACGCCGAGAGACAAGCAGGUCACCCCCGCUUUCUAGCCGGGAGGACUGAUCCCUCCUUCUGACUAAAUGCGUGGCCAAGUAGAAAACGCCAGUCGGUCCCCCCACCUUUCCGGGUCUUGGAAUGGUGCUGAAAAUCCCUCUCCAACAAUGUGGAUGGAGAUGAGAGAAACAGGACUGUGGUUUCUCUUGAUUUCUGAGGAUCUCAGAAGUUGCUGCAGACUUCAUGGCUACGUGUUAUUCCUUUACAAAAGGAAAGAUGUGCCUAGCGCGAGGGCUAGGGGCUGCAGGGUGAACGUCACGCAGUAAACGCAGUUUUCUAAGUGACUCCAUGGUGUGGAGGGGAUUCCGAUGCCGAUA